This is a messenger RNA of Phytophthora infestans T30-4, 1702 nucleotides long. RefSeq names its product chorismate mutase, putative. The transcript has 5 exons. The coding region runs from base 26 to 1702 and encodes 558 amino acids. Gene Ontology annotation, biological process: L-phenylalanine biosynthetic process; chorismate metabolic process. Gene Ontology annotation, molecular function: chorismate mutase activity; prephenate dehydratase activity. The record is from RefSeq and is a predicted model, not a curated record. Lineage: Eukaryota; Oomycota; Peronosporomycetes; Peronosporales; Peronosporaceae. Gene Ontology annotation, cellular component: cytoplasm.
CAACCACAAAACACGAGUUAUCGCCAUGCAGAGCUCGCACAACGUCGUGUUCGGAGACCCCCUGAAGCCUGUGAAGCUUGACGACUUCCGCAAUGUCCUUAUCCGCCAAGAGGAGACGCUCAUCUUCGCGUUGAUCGAGCGCUCUCAAUUCCCGCGCAACCCGGAGGUCUAUGUGAGCAUGAAGGAGAGCAAGAGUGCUGCCUUCGGAGGCUUGAAGGGCAAGUACACGACGUUCGACGGCAGUCCGCUGGACUUUAUGCUGCUGGAGACGGAGAAGCUACACGCACUAACGCGUCGAUACACGUCUCCGGACGAGAACGCCUUCUUUCCGCACCUCCUGCCGGAGCCGAUCCUGCCGAUCCUCGACUAUCCGCGUGUGCUCAAUCCGAACCGGAUCAACAUCAACAACCAGAUCAUGAGUGUGUAUCAGAAGAAGAUCUUGCCAGGUCUGACAACGUCUGCUAGUGACGACACGGCGUAUGGCUCUACGGCGACGGCGGAUAUCGCUGUGUUGCAGGCGCUGAGUAAGCGUAUUCACUUCGGCAAGUUCAUCGCUGAAGCCAAGUUCCAGGCCGAGACCGAGCGCUACACGAAGCUCAUUCUUGCGAACGAUGCUGACGGAAUCAUGGAGGCUCUUACCAACCUCGCAGUUGAGCAGAAAGUGCUUGAGCGUGUCAAGUUGAAAGCGUCGACGUAUGGUCAGGACCCGAACGCUCCUGCGUCGUCGGAUGACAAGGAGAUGAAGGUGAACCCGCAGCUUAUCUCGGGUUUGUACCGCGACUUCGUCAUGCCUCUUACGAAGGAGGUACAGGUGCAGUAUUUACUGCAGCGUGUCGCUCAUCCUUCGAUCGCUGUGGCUGGAGCGGAAGGCUCGUUCUGCUGGCUGGCGGCUCAAGCUCACUUCGGAGGCGAAACGUUGGCCAAGGACCAGUUACUGCAGGCUGAAUCCAUCAGCAAGGUCUUCUACGAUGUCAACGCGAAUCGUACAGCCUACGGUGUCGUCCCCAUCGAGGAUUCUCAUCUGGGUAUGAUCAAGGAGACGCAAGCUCAACUGCUGCGUAGCUCGCUUAAGGUGUCUGCAGAAAUUGUACUCACACGCUCGUUCAUCUUCGCGGCUAAGGACAAGCAACUGGGCAAGAAUACGGACGUGACGAAGGUCUUCUGUCCUACUGACACUGAUGCUCGGCUGCUCGCACAGGCGGAACAAUGCUGGCCAAGCGCUCAGGUGGUCUCUGUCGCUAAUGUAUCGGAGGCUGCAAGCCGUGCCUUUGAUGAAGCGUCCACGGUCGCGGUGACCACGGCUGGAGCUGCGGAGUCUCGUGGCUUGGAGCAGGUUGACACAAGCCACGCACUGGCGUCUGAGGCUGGCGCUGUGGAGAGCAAGUCGUUCAUUCGCUUCGUCAUUGUGUCCAAGGGCUACCCUGCUGCCACGGGCAAGGAUAAAUCGUGUCUGAGUAUGGAGAUUAAGCACGAAGUGGGGUCCUUGCUCAGUGCUCUGGAUGUAUGGAAGAAGCACGAUAUCAACCUUUCGUGUCUCGAGUCCAUCUAUCGCCAGGAGGAAGGUGGCUACGACUUCUUCGUGGAGAUCGUGGGUCACUUUGACGACGAGAAUGUGCGACAGGCGGUUAAUGGACUGCAGUCGGUGUGCACAGUCAAACACCAUGGCUCGUUUCCCAUCGCCAAGCGCCCCAUCCAGAGCUAA